Molecule: messenger RNA, 423 nt
Organism: Helianthus annuus (common sunflower)
Lineage: Eukaryota; Viridiplantae; Streptophyta; Magnoliopsida; Asterales; Asteraceae
Product: protein MLN51 homolog
Exons: 2
Coding region: 1-423 (140 amino acids)
Biological process (GO): mRNA processing
Cellular component (GO): exon-exon junction complex
Molecular function (GO): mRNA binding
Source: RefSeq, a predicted model, not a curated record
AUGACAGCAAAUGGGGCUAUGACAAAUAAUAAUAAUAAUCAAACUGGGCUCAAAUCUGUACAAAGACGACAGCCUGCCAAACCAAUGGAGAAAACGACUCAUGCAAGUUCAGGAAGAGCGUCUGCCGCCACAUCAGCAUCAGAGCCCGCUCAAGUUGCCGUUAGUAAUAAUGUUGGUGCGUCAAAUUUGAAUUCUGCUUCUCCACCAUUUUAUCCUUCGGGUUCUACAAAAGAUGCUCAAAGUGGAUCACUUAAUCGGGGUCCACGUCCUCCAGUCAUGGUAGAAAAUUAUCGUAUUUCUCAGUCCAAUGUUUCACGGGGAAGAAAUGUUUCGGUUUCAUUAGGUAUGGACAAGCUUCAUAUAGAUGAUUCAAUCUCUAAGCCUCGAGUCCCUCAAGUGGCCUAUCAACCGGUGUCAUCUUAG